This is a messenger RNA of Plasmopara halstedii, 1125 nucleotides long. RefSeq names its product 4-hydroxybenzoate polyprenyl transferase. Bases 1 to 1125 code for a protein of 374 amino acids. Gene Ontology annotation, biological process: ubiquinone biosynthetic process. The transcript has a single exon. The record is from RefSeq and is a predicted model, not a curated record. Gene Ontology annotation, cellular component: mitochondrial inner membrane. Gene Ontology annotation, molecular function: prenyltransferase activity. NCBI's taxonomy places the organism in Eukaryota, Oomycota, Peronosporomycetes, Peronosporales, Peronosporaceae.
AUGGCUGCACAAUUGGUGCGAGCUCGCGGUACAGGACGCCCGCGUAGCCUCCUUCAAGCUCUUCAACUCGUACCAUUUCCUGCUAUUCGACCAACCUUCGCACAUGUGACUACCCGCCGACAACCGUCCACUCAUUGUCUUGCGUUUGUGUUCAGUACAUCUUCAUUACCCCAAAGCAAUAAUAAGUCCAGUGACGAGUUGAUUGUAAAAUCGUUAAAAGAUUCAUAUAGGAUCGAAAAAGAUACAUGGGCCGAACGUCAUGCUCCCGAGUGGAUGCUACCUUACAUUCAGGUCGCACGAAUUAACCGUCCAGCACCAAUUUUUAUGUUACUAUGGCCAUGCUUCUGGAGUAUCUCCAUGGCCGCCCCUCAUGGUCAAUUCCCGGACUUCAAACUUCUAGCACUUUUUGGUGUUGGCUCUUUCAUCAUGCGAGGUGCUGGUUGCACCAUCAACGACAUGUGGGACCGAGACUUUGACAAACAGGUCGAACGCACCAAUCAGCGACCUUUAGCUGCGGGGAGACUCACGUAUCCGCAAGCGUGGACUUUCCUAGCGAUUCAAUUGUCAGCUGGCUUGGCAGUAUUAUUGCAGCUUAAUUGGUACAGCGUAGCCUUAGGUGCGUCUUCACUCGCAUUGGUUGCUACGUAUCCACUGAUGAAGAGGGUGACAUACUGGCCACAAGCAAUCUUAGGCUUAACGUUUAACUAUGGAGCAGUUUUAGGAUGGGCUGCUGUCCAUGGAUCAUGCGACUGGGCAGUAAUUCUUCCAUUGUACGCAGGUGGUGUGACUUGGACGUUGGUGUACGAUACUCUGUACGCUUAUCAGGACAAGAACGACGAUGUCAAAAUUGGUGUACGAUCAACUGCACUACUGUUUGGAGAUAAAACGAAGCCAGUACUUAAUUUCUUCUCGGCUGUCGCAAUUGCGGGAUUUGGCACUGCAGGAUACGUAAGUGGCUUAGAGUGGCCAUUUUUUGUGGGCCUUACGGGAGGAGCUGCACAUUUAGCGUGGCAGGUAAAUACUGCCAAGCUUGAUGAUCCAAUCAACCUUCAAGAACGGUUUGCUUCCAACAAGUGGUUCGGAGCGCUUAUGUUUGCAUCUGUUGUACUGGGUAAUGUCGCGUGA